CGAAUUCACCAUAUACGAAAAACCGCCUGUCAGUAACUAACUCUGGUACUUUUAAAAUACUACUGGUGGAUGGAAACUCGUAUAAUGAUUGCGACAUUGCGAAAUGAGGUACUGAAAAUGACAGAUCAUAUUCGUAAUCAAAAAAGAAGAAUUUAAUAAAUUAUUUGGAAUUACAUCAAGAGAAAUGAGUACCUUUUAGUGCAUCUUCAUAUUCACUGGAACAUAGUUCUUCAAAAGAUCCGAAUUCACACCAAGACAAAAAAAAUGCUUCCCAGUAUAUCUUCAAACUCUCUGAAACUCUCUGCGUAUUCAAAUUCACACCAAGCAAAGCAAGUGCAUUUUAGUGCAUCUUCAAGUUCAUUGGUGCAUAGUUCAACAGAAUAUACGUAUUCAUGCCAAGAUGACCAAGUGCUUUCCAGUGUGUAUUCAAACACACUGAAACAUAUUUCUUCAACAUAUUCAGAUUCACACCAAGACAAGCAAGUGUUUUCCAGUGUGCCUUCAAAUACAUUGACGCAUAUUGCUUCAAAAGAUUCGCACCAAGGCAAGCAGGCGCCUUUUAGUGUAUCAUCAAAUUCAUUGGUUCACAGUUCAAAAAAAUAUUCGUAUUCAUGCCCAGACAACCAAGUGCUUUCCAGUGUGUAUUCAAAUUCAUUGGGAUAUAAUUCUUCAAAAUAUUUGGAUUCCCACCAAGACAAACAAGUGUUUUUUUGUGCAUCUGCAAAUUCAACAGAAAAUAUUUCUGUGAAAUAUUUGGAUUCUUGUCAAGAGGCAUAUUCGAGCGUUAGUUGUUCAAUAGAUAUUGAAAAUCCAUAUUAUGAGAAUGAUUGCACACACCCAGACUCGGAGGAUGACGAUUUUAUUCUUGGUAUUAAUGUCGACCCCUACAUUCGAGAAUACGGAACUCCUCCAGAAAUGGAGGAUUAUCACUAUGAUGUUAACUCUUAUUAUGAAGAAAAUGGUUCACCUCUAGUAAAUGACUGCAGGUUUGAUUCUAACUAUGUGACUUGUAAUGAAGACAAUGACUCACUACUGGAUGACGAUUGGGGGAUUCAUCUUAAUUAUGAUGCUGACCCUAAUUAUGAAGAAAAUGACUCACUUCCAGAAGAUCACAAUGAGGUCAAUUUUAAAUAUGAUGCUCAUCCAAAUUAUGAAAAAAAUAGCUCAAGUCCAGGAGAUGACUGGGGUUUUAAUUCAAAUCAGGCUCUUGAUUUUAAUUAUGAUAAAACCGAUCCAUCUCCAGGAGAUGACUGGACGUUUAUUUCUAACUAUGAUGCUCAUAAUGAAGAAAAUGACUCAAUAUCUAAAAAUGGCUGUAUAUUUCAUUUCAAAUAUAACGGUAACCCUAAUUAUGAAGAAAGCGAUUCACCUCCAGGAAUUGAUUCGAGAUUUGAUUCCAAUCAUUAUGCCGCUCCUAAUUACAGAGAAAAUAGCUCACCUCCAGGAAUUGAUUGGAGAUUUGAUUCCAAUCAUUAUGCCGCUCCUAAUUACAGAGAAAAUGACUCACCUCCGGGAAUUUAUUGGAGACUUGAUUCCAACGAUGAUGAUAACCCUAAUUAUGAAGAAAGUGACUCAUAUUUGGGACAAGAUUGGGGCUCUAAUUCUGACUAUGAUACUUAUAAUGAAGAAAAUGGUUCAAUUCCUGAUGAUGAUGAGUGGUUUAAUUCUAAAUAUGAUGUUGAUCCUUAUAAUAAAGAAUAUGAUUCACCUCCAGAAGAUGACUUUGAAUGUAUUUCUAACUACGACGUCAACCCCCAUAACAAAGAAAAUAAACUUCUGGAUGUUAAAAAUGAACAUGCUUUUCUGCUUCAGUUUUAUGAGACACUUGUGGAUGAAUUGAUGGGGAAAUUUUCUAUCGGACACCUAGAUAUACGUUCUUCACUACAAUAUAUGAUAAGCAAUCAUCGUAGAGUAGUUAAAGGUCAGUUACCAUCAGAAACCGAUUAUUGUAAUAUAAGCUAUUGUCUCGGUUAUUUACAUCGAUAUGCUGCUUGCCAUUCGGUUUUGAUAUCAGACUCUGUGUCUGCCAUCCUUAAUUCUUCAUCUUCUUAUGUCUUAAAUACAAAAUUAAGCAGGGAGCAACUGAAUGUAAUGUUUCUGGGAGGUGGCCCAGGCAAUGAUUUUGUAGGAUUCUUAACUGCAUUGCAUAGUUAUCGAGACUACCUGCUGAAUUUGGACGUGACCGUUGUAGAUAAAAUGAGUGGCUGGGAAGAUGUAUUCAAUGAAACUGUUCAGAAAUUGAAGAAAAGCGGAUAUGGUAAAGUUUAUCAUAUUUUUGAUGAUGUGGCCAUAACAACAUCUUUUAUUUCAGCUGAUCUGAAAAAUGGUGAUGAGUGGAACACUGACAUGCAAAGUAAAUUGCAGAGAGCUGACAUUGUAUUCUUAGUCAAAAUUCUUUCCCAUGUUCCAAACGAUGCAAAGCUUGACGUGUUAGAGAACAUUAUUCUCCAUAUGAAGCCUGGAGCUCUUCUGAUUUUUGCCGAUUCUCCUUAUCCAAGUAGAGAGUUUGAAUCUGUGGCGAGACGUUUGAGACUUGUAUAUAAAUCAAGAAAGAAAAGCUACGCCAUGAAGGCCAAAAAAUUUAAAUUCGGAUAUCAUAAUAUAACAAGAUGUACUGCUCAAGUGAGAAUAUUCGAAAGAUGGUAGAUACCCGAUCGCUAAUGUCGUCGACUGUAUGGAAUCUGAAUCUCUUCCCGUCUAUAUUGAUUAUCCAUAUCCUUCCAGAGUAUUUUCGUCUUUGAAUUCCAGUCUUAGAUCUGCAUACCAUUCUCCAAAAGAUAAAUACAAAUUUGGAUACAAAUACUCCAAAUUUGGAUGGCCCAACAACACUUUUUGCCAUGCUGAAGUGAGAAUAUUUGAAAGGCGUUAGGACAAUUUUCAACUAUGUCAUUUUUUUUUUUUGUAUAUAAUAUAUGUGUCAAAGUGAAUGUCAUGCAAUUCACUUCAUAAUCAUGAAGUUUCUGUUUAGAAUUUUAUUGUUUAUAUAAUUUUUGUGUUAAUUAAACACAGAUGCUAAUUUGAUUCGAAUAAAUAUUUGGUCUUAUUAGUUAAGUCUAUGCAUUUAGUCUGUCUAGAUUUUAUAUCAUUGUAAAACACUGUCGCUAUAUCUGAUAAAUAGAUCAAAAUUUUUC
Argiope bruennichi is the source of this 3131-nucleotide messenger RNA. RefSeq lists its product as uncharacterized. NCBI's taxonomy places the organism in Eukaryota, Metazoa, Arthropoda, Arachnida, Araneae, Araneidae. The coding region runs from base 265 to 2646 and encodes 793 amino acids. The record is from RefSeq and is a predicted model, not a curated record. The transcript is spliced from 3 exons.